UUAAUUCGUGUAAGCAGCAGCAAGCUGUUUAUUUUGACACCGGACACAGUUGGCCUUUGAGGAGGAGGUAGUGAUUUUCACCCUGGGUUUGGUGUUUCAGGCAACACUUCCGGUCAAGGAACGCCUCCUCGUUUGCAAACUAAAGCUCGUUUGCAAACUAAAACUAAAGCCGGAUCAUUACCCAAAGUCGUUGGUUCAACAUUCACCCCGACAGUCUAUAAUAUGGACAUUUGGUUGAAGCGACAGCAGCGUCAGACAAGAAAACCUGACAGACUAAAUCCAGGAAAUUAAAUUGAAUAAAUAAGCUGUCCGUCCUGUCCACUCAACACAAAACUGAUCUCCAAUCCGUCGCUGUGUUGCUUUACAUGACUUCGUAUCAUUGAUAUAUACAGCAACUAACUGUGAAACCGAUUGAAGAUCAGGUAAAGGGAUGCUGCCCGAAGCUGGUGGUGUAACAGCUAAAUAUGUCCCGAAGUAAAUAAUGCGGAACCUUCAUGCGUCGUCAAUUAAUGCUCUACGGACAAAAAAUAGCGUUACAACAAACGGUGAAAAGUGUCGCUACAGUGCACUUUCUUCUUUAAUCACCUCAGUAAUUUCGGCGUUCAUUCAAUAAAAACGCUCGGAUUAGUCAUGCACAGGUAACUUGUCGUGUUUCAGUUUUUGAUUCUCACAUUAUUAUUUCGGAGGCGUUUUGGACAAUAGUUAUCAUGGGAGUGCAUGGACUCUGGAGGCUGCUGGAGAGUACAGGGAAACCCAUCAACCCCGAGACUCUGGAGGGAAAGAUCCUGGCCGUUGACAUCAGCAUAUGGCUGAACCAGGCAGUGAAGGGUGUGAGGGACCGCGACGGCAACAGUGUCCAGAACGCCCACCUCCUCACCCUCUUCCACCGCCUCUGUAAGCUGCUCUUCUUCCGCAUCAGGCCGAUCUUCGUGUUUGAUGGGGACGCACCGCUGCUGAAGAAACAGACUCUGGCUGUGAGGAGGCAGAGGAAAGAGGAGUUGACCCGGGAGUCCAAACAGACCAAUGAGAAGCUUCUGAAGACAUUCCUGAAGAGACAGGCUAUCAAAGCUGCACUUGGGGACCGCAGUAAGGAUCCUCUACCCAGCCUCUCCACUGUGAGGAGAGAUGAGGUUGACGACAUUUAUGUUCUACCAGCCCUGCCAGCUGCAGAGGAGAAGGACAAAAGCAGUUCAGAGGAGGAGGAAGAGAAAGAGUUGGAGGAGACGGAUGAUGGUUAUCACAUGUAUCAGGGAGAAUUGUAUGAAGACCCCAACUCAGUGGACAUCAACUCAGAGGAGUUUGCCAGCCUGCCUCCUGAAAUGAAACAUGAGAUACUCAAAGACAUGAAAGAGUUUUCCAAAAGACGCCGGACCAUGUACCACAAACCCCCAGAGCGUUCAGGAGACUUCUCACAGUACCAGUUGGCCGGCCUGCUGCAGAGGAACCAGCUGAACCAGCGUCUGCAUGGUGUGGAGAAAGAGAUGAGCCAGCGGAGCGCCGGCAGCGCGCCACAGCUCUGCCAACAGGACGGGGACGAGCAGACUCGCAGCGUAGAGACACACCGGCUGGUCUCAGAGGACUAUUCCCACUAUAUCCUUAUUAAAGGCUCCAAAAAGAGCGAGGCUGCCCCCGAGAGCCGACCGGCAGCGGCAGCCUGGUCCGGGAUCUCCUUUGCAGGCGGCACCAGACGAGCACCAGACAGACCUGAGCCCCUGUGGCGUCCUGCUUGUGAGGAAAAGGCAGAAGUGGCGGGUCCCUCCUCAGAAGACUCCAAACCUUCUGUGUCAAAACCGAAUCAGGGAGACACUUCACCACCCUCGCCUCGUACACUCAAUGCGAUCCGGGCUGCGAUGAACGACAGCUCAGAGGAGGAGACGGUGGACCAGGAAAAGAAGGAUGGUAGCGCGUCUCCUCGUACCCUGCUGGCAAUCCAACGAGCUCUAGCCGAGGAAGACGACGACGACGACGAUGACGGCGCUGCUGAACACAGGACUCUAAUCAGCAGCUCACCCACCAAAAUACGGGCCAAUAUUCCCCGUCCUGUGCCACAAGUGGUCGUCAGCAGCUCGGAGGAAGAGGGAGAACCUGAUGGUGUGAACUCUAUGCCUCAUGAAAAAUCAGAUUUUAAGGGGAACCAAAGUUUACACGUGAAAGAUGUUUUGUUCGCUGGGAGUUCUGAAGGUGAGACGGAGGCCAUGAUUGGUCAGAGAAAUGAAGCUCUUCGCUUUGCGGCGCUGCAGAAACCUCACGAGAGAGAGAUGGAGUCAGAAAAGGAGACAAAGAGAAGACAGUUGACAGAGGACGUAAGGCUGGGAAGUAGAGGACAGAUGGAGAAAGAAGAAGAGCUGAUCACAGAGUUAGGUGCAGCUGCUUUCAAUCAAAACACAUUACCCACCAAUCUCUCUGCUCAGCUAUGUGGGAAACCUCCCAGUGAAGAGACUAAAAUGCAUCCUGCGCCAUUAAAGCAGAGGAGUAACGAGGUGAUUGAAGCUCUGGAGGAGAGGACCGGAGAAGAUAUGAAGUCGGAGGGCAGCGAGGAGAGCGAGUCAGAAGAGAGCUUCGUCGAGGUGUCGGACAAAGAAUUUAAAGAGGAGAGUGCAGAGGAUACACUUGUGAUGGUUGGAAAGAAAGGAUCUCCAGGUGAGGGCCGUAAAGAUGAGACCAAGCAGGAAGAAAAACCAGAGGAAGGCUUGAAAAAGCUUCCCGGCAGUCCAGCUGCUGAUUCUUUAGAGGAGGAAGAAGAAGAAGACAAAAAGAGACAGACUGAGGAGACAGAGUUAAAGGAUGGAAUAGAGACGGAGUUCAGCACAACUCCAGCAAUAAAUGAAUGGGAACACUUGGACAUGGAUGAGCUGGAGGCUCUGGAGAGCUCUCUGCAGGUGGAGCAGAGCAGCCUGACGGAGCUGAAACAGCAGCAGGAGAGGAUGGCGAACACCGUCACUGGGCAGAUGCACCUGGAGAGCCAGGAGCUGCUGCGACUGUUUGGUGUGCCGUUCCUGGUGGCGCCGAUGGAGGCCGAGGCUCAGUGUGCAGCACUCGACCGCACCGACCACACACACGGGACCAUCACGGACGACUCCGACGUGUGGCUGUUUGGAGGGAGACACGUCUACAGGAACUUCUUCAGCCAGAACAAAUAUGUUGAACACUACCAGUACAGUGACCUGCAGAACCAGCUGGGUCUGGACAGGACUAAACUGAUAAACCUGGCUUACCUGCUGGGAAGUGACUACACAGAAGGCGUGCCGGGGGUUGGAUACGUGACCGGCAUGGAGAUACUGAAUGAGUUCCCCGGGUCAGGCCUGGAGCCACUCACACAGUUCAGUGAAUGGUGGUCAGAGGUUCAAGAUAAAAAGCGGCUGGUGGCUGAUCCUCGGGAUACGAAGGUUAAGAAAAAAUUAAGAGACGUGAAACUGUAUCCUGGGUUCCCCAACCCUGCAGUUGCUCAGGCUUACCUGCAACCUGCCGUGGACCAGUCGGACAACUUCUUCAGCUGGGGACGCCCACAACUCGACAUGAUCAAAGAAUUCUGUCUGAGUCGUUUUGGCUGGAGCAGUCGGAGGACAGAGGAGACCCUUCAGCCUGUGAUCAAGCAGCUCAGCACCCAGCAGACUCAGCUGCGGAUCGACUCAUUCUUCCGCAUGGAGCAACAGGAAAAGCAGGCGAUUCGCAGCCAGCGACUGCGCAGAGCCGUCACCUGCUUGAAGAGGAAGGAGAGAAAAGGAGGAGAGGAAGAGGAGGACAGUGAUGAGGAAAGUCCAUCCCCAUCCAAAACUAAGAAAGGAAAGGCAGCAAGCAAGAGUCUGAAGAAAGGAGGAGGAGGAGGAGGAGGAAAGGGAGAAGGAGAAGAGAAGACGUCUGUGGCAGGAGGAGGGUUUCUGGGGUCGGAGGUGAUUGUUGAGUCUCCUCUUCCAUCUCUGAAGGAUGUGAGCAGCACCAACCAGGAGUCUGUCUCGGUAAAGGCCGUCCCCCAGCCCACUAAGGCUGUACCUCGGUGGGCCAGGAGGAGCAGCAGCUCCAGUGAAGACAGCGACCGUGGUGGGGAAGUUGCCAUGGUUACAGCCCGAUCUGUCUUCGAAGGCAGCCGACGAGGCCGUGGAGCGAAAAGCACGAGAGGGAGAGGAAGCAAGAGAGGAAAGGGACGGGGGAAGAAGCUGUGACUGAACUACAAACAG
This is a messenger RNA of Anarrhichthys ocellatus (wolf-eel), 4175 nucleotides long. It is a transcript of the gene ercc5, whose product is annotated as excision repair cross-complementation group 5. The transcript is spliced from 15 exons. The coding region runs from base 708 to 4160 and encodes 1150 amino acids. Lineage: Eukaryota; Metazoa; Chordata; Actinopteri; Perciformes; Anarhichadidae. Gene Ontology annotation, biological process: nucleotide-excision repair. Gene Ontology annotation, cellular component: nucleus. Gene Ontology annotation, molecular function: single-stranded DNA binding; DNA endonuclease activity. The record is from RefSeq and is a predicted model, not a curated record.